Molecule: messenger RNA, 804 nt
Organism: Cylindrotheca closterium
Lineage: Eukaryota; Bacillariophyta; Bacillariophyceae; Bacillariales; Bacillariaceae
Source: the annotation of a GenBank genome assembly
AUGUUUUUCUGCAAUCCAUUCCACCAAACGAAUAACAAUAGAGAGGAAGGUGACGAUGGUGAUACCGGAUUCCGAUUCCUGAUCGAUCAUGACAACUUUUCAUCAUGGGAACCAUCGAACGAUUCGCCAAAUUUGGAACCAACUGCUUCCUUCUCCACUGGUUCGGCGGGGUCCACUUAUGACCGUAGCGAAGACUCAUCAUUUGCCAAUGGUAUGUUUCACGAUGCGUCCUCGGAUGCGAUAUUCCGACAAAGAAUACCGCAUCCGAGUGACCAACCAACGAGGAGAAGACUCACCACACGAUGGAUCAACGUUACAAGGUUCUCCAAGCUGAUGAUUCUUCUCCGCUGUGUGGCACUCGGUGUUUUCCUUCUCGGAUGGCCUUACUACACUUACUACAAUAAGGAAUCAAUGAAGGAUAAUACGCUAUGGAUCAAGGGUGCAUUACGGAUAUGGAAUGGAGCAGUCCCAAGUUCCAGCAAGCUGAUUGAAAUCAGUGGAGCUUCCAUUGGGAUUUUAGGCAAGAUUCCUUGGGCAAUCUCCAGCUUGUUCCAAUGGGAUUGCGUGGACGAUGCGAUUAUUCAUUGGACCAAGGGAUCAAUCCUAAUAGUUCCAAAGGCAAUCCUGGAGAGUGGUAGAGUGGCUGCCACUGCAACCCAUGCAACUCUACCAUUGAUCCUUGAGACUGCCACCAAAACCGUGGCACGGCCAAUCCUGCGAACUAUUGAUGAGUUCGCUGGCCCAGCACCAGGUGCCCAGCAAGCCUUGGCACUACUUGAUUUCUUGCAAGAUGCGGACCUAUGA